AUGGAUGAAAUGCCAAAAACAAUCCUCAAAGCACAAGCUUCCAGUGCACCCGCAGGUACUUCCAAAGUUCCUCCUACUCAAACUUCCAUCCCACCACCCUCUCCUACAAUCAAUCCAUCACAAGAAGAAGAACCAGCAAUCGAACUCAGUUCAGCUCCCACCUUCGGUUUUGAUGAUGAAGACAUCCAAGAGGUCAACAAGACAAACCCUUCUGACGAUGACAUGAUGAUGUUUGAAGAAGAAGAGGAGUCCAGUGGUUCUCAUCACUCCAAAUCCAAACCCAAGAAGAAGAAGAAGAAGAAGAAUGUGGUGACCAAAAAAGAAUUCUUAUCCCUUCAAGCCAAAGUCGAUCAGAUCAUGGCUGCGGUUAAGCCUACUCAACCGCAACCUGAAGACACUCCAAGACCUCAGUCACUGAUUGAAAGAAUAGAGCGUCUGGAAACAAGGGAACACAUGGUUGUUGAACGCAUCUCUCUUAAAGUAGAGAUGGGGAUCCGAUCCGUUGACAACAACCGCAAGGCUGACCACAAAGAAUUCUUGGCUGUAGCAGAACGUCUCAUCAUCGAGGCGACCGCAAUUAAAACGGAUCUCCAGGCCACCAUCGCGGAUCAAGCUUCUCAGUCUUAG
This is a messenger RNA of Lactuca sativa (garden lettuce), 627 nucleotides long. The record is from RefSeq and is a predicted model, not a curated record. Lineage: Eukaryota; Viridiplantae; Streptophyta; Magnoliopsida; Asterales; Asteraceae.